UGCACUGAUGGGCAUUGACAGGCAUCACUGAUACGCGGCACUGACUGGCAUUGAAAGGCAGCUCAGAUGGGUACUGAUAUGUGGCAUUGAUGUGCACUGGUAUGCACUGAUAUGUGGCAAUGAUGGGCACUGGCAUGUGGCACUGAUGAGCACUGACAGGGGGCACUUCUGGGGCCACACUGAUCAUCAGGGCACACUGAUCAUCACUGUCAGCGUGACCGCUCGAGAGGAGAGAAAUGACGAUAACCGGCAUUUCCGUGAUUGGACACAGCUGAUCACAUGACCGAGCUCUUUCCGUGAUCUGCUGUGUCUGAGGGACACAGCGCACCGGCG
Staurois parvus is the source of this 333-nucleotide messenger RNA. NCBI's taxonomy places the organism in Eukaryota, Metazoa, Chordata, Amphibia, Anura, Ranidae. The record is from the annotation of a GenBank genome assembly.